AUGGGCAGGAAGCUCAGAACCACCUUGCCCAUUCUACAGGAUAGUCUGAACCCACGCUGGCCUGAUUUCGAGAAGAUACAUCAAGCUAAUGCUUCAGCUAAACAGAAGCAGGCACAAUUUUACAAUCGCAGAAAUGGAGUGCAGUGGCUGUCACCACUGAGCCCAGAGGACCCUGUGCUCACCAAACUUGAUGGACGAAAACAAUGGACAAUGCCAGCUGUGGUUCAGAGUGCCAGCUCCACACCCAGGUCAUACAUAGUGGAGACGACACAAGUUAAAACACAGACAUUCACUUACUACCUUUUUUCCACCAACACAGGACAAGAAAAUGUGAAGCUCACCGCCCACCUGGAAGAACUCCACAGCAAGUUCAUCCAAGACAGCGAGGACAAGGACGACCUGAACCAGCUGUGCUUCAACAUGGAGAAGGCCCACUGGCAUUAUUUGGAUGUUUAUAUGCCCCAAUGUCCAAGACUGCCAAAACUGUCACUGGAACAGUUUGUUCACCUCUUCUUCAACCACUUUCCCUAUCUGCUGCCCAAUGGGGAGAACGUACACAGUGUCCUUCGGAAGUGGUACGAGUACAGGAAGACUAUCCCCAUCUACGGUGCCAUUAUUUUGGACAAGACCAUGAGAGACGUGUUGCUGGUUCAGACUUUCCAUGGGCGCUGGUCCUUUCCCUCUGGAAAACUGGACAAGGGUGAAAAGCAAAUAGACUGUGGUAUCCGUGAAGUGGAGGAGGAGACUGGUUUCGACAUUAAGAACAAAAUCUGCCAACACAAUUAUAUUGAAGUAAAAAUAGCAAAUCGGGUGACCGGGCUAUAUAUAAUUGUUGGUGUGUCCAAGGACACCAUUUUUCAGCCAAAAACUGUGAAUGAAAUUCAGGACAUUCAAUGGUUUUCAAUUGACAAACUGUCUCAAAAACAUCAAUUUGAACGGGGACACAACAAAUUUUACACAGUCACAAAAUUUAUCAGGCCAUUACAAAGGUGGAUUGACACGCAUCAAAGCCUGUCUCAGGGCAGACUCACAGCCAGCAGUUCCUGGAGACCUUCACCAUCAGGUUUUGACACUUGGGCUGCACGGCGCCUCCAGGAGUAUGAGACCCGGACAGCAGAUGGGUGGAGCAAGAGAAAGGACUAGAAUCAUCUG
Molecule: messenger RNA, 1152 nt
Organism: Thalassophryne amazonica
Lineage: Eukaryota; Metazoa; Chordata; Actinopteri; Batrachoidiformes; Batrachoididae
Product: m7GpppN-mRNA hydrolase-like
Exons: 2
Coding region: 1-1143 (380 amino acids)
Biological process (GO): deadenylation-dependent decapping of nuclear-transcribed mRNA; nuclear-transcribed mRNA catabolic process, nonsense-mediated decay
Cellular component (GO): P-body; cytoplasm
Molecular function (GO): 5'-(N(7)-methylguanosine 5'-triphospho)-[mRNA] hydrolase activity; RNA binding; manganese ion binding
Source: RefSeq, a predicted model, not a curated record